GGUAACAACUUAGUCGUGGCGCGAAAAUAUCUUUAGUUUGAGCGCUCGUGUAUUCGAAUUGUGUUGGUUGGUUCGUUUAGGUUUAUAUUUACCUACUAUAUACUACCUAUCAAGUAUAUAUCUAUUCUGCUGUCAUAAUAAUAAUACGAGAAUACGAGAAAAAAAUGGCAGACGUAGAAAAUCAAUCCGCAUCGGCUAAUGCUGCUGCUUCGACGACUUCACCUCAAGUUCAUCAUCAUGCUAAAAAGGAGAAGAAAGCAAAAAAUCCUAGAGCCAAACCUUCUCAUCCUCCCACUUCCGAGAUGGUCAAUAACGCUAUUAAGGGUUUAAAGGAACGUGGUGGUUCUUCUCUUCAAGCUAUAAAAAAAUUCGUCGCCGCCAAUUACAAGGUAGAUGCCGAGAAAGUUGCACCAUUUAUCAAGAAGUAUCUAAAAGGCGCCGUCGCUUCUGGUUCUUUGGUUCAGACGAAAGGUAAGGGAGCUUCUGGAUCGUUUAAACUUGCUUCCUCGUCCGCCUCCGGUGGUGGUGCAAAGGCCAGAGCUGCUGUUGCUGCUUCUGCUGCUAGAGCUGCUGCCGCCGCGGCAGCCGCUGCUACUGGCGAAAGAAAGAAAAAAUCCUCAGCAGUUUCAAAAGUUAAAAAAAACACUGGAAAACGUUCCGCCGUUUCGGCACCAAAAACCGGUAAGAAACCAUCUUCGCCAAAAGCGAAAAAAGUCGCAGCCGAAAAGAAGAGCGUAGCCGUCGCGAAAGCAAAAAAGGCCGCUUCUGUCGGCGCUGAGAAGAAAACAACCGCUGCUUCCUCUACAGGUAGAGCUGUUGCGGCAACAGCUUCAUCAAAGCCGAAAUCACCUUCGAAAGCAAAGAAAUCAAAUAAGGCCGGUCCAACGAAGAAACCUAAGGCACCGAAACCAAAAAGCGCCAAGGCUAUAUCUGCUAAAGCGAAGAAAUCUCCUGCUUCUCCUAAAAGAAAGAAGUGAGCUAUGGCAAUAAUCUCAUUUGUCGUCGUCUUCGUCGUCGUCGACUACGAACCGAUGAUGAUGAUAAUGAUGAUGAUGAUGAUGGUGGUGACGUCCUGGAUUAUCGACUGUU
Molecule: messenger RNA, 1089 nt
Organism: Tribolium castaneum (red flour beetle)
Lineage: Eukaryota; Metazoa; Arthropoda; Insecta; Coleoptera; Tenebrionidae
Product: late histone H1-like
Exons: 1
Coding region: 165-977 (270 amino acids)
Biological process (GO): nucleosome assembly; negative regulation of DNA recombination; chromosome condensation
Cellular component (GO): nucleosome; nucleus
Molecular function (GO): structural constituent of chromatin; nucleosomal DNA binding; double-stranded DNA binding
Source: RefSeq, a predicted model, not a curated record